Messenger RNA from Bicyclus anynana (squinting bush brown), 1902 nucleotides. RefSeq lists its product as uncharacterized. The transcript has 4 exons. NCBI's taxonomy places the organism in Eukaryota, Metazoa, Arthropoda, Insecta, Lepidoptera, Nymphalidae. The record is from RefSeq and is a predicted model, not a curated record. Bases 204 to 779 code for a protein of 191 amino acids.
ACUCUCAGUACGACUCUAGUCGCUUUGCCGCUUGGUGCAGGCGCGUCUCACGUUGCCAGCCUCACGGAGAGGGCGAGAGAGGUCUAUCGGACCCACUGAAGAAGCGAAUGCAAAUCCCGCAGACAUGUGGACCAAGUGAAUGCAGUGUUCAGUGACGUAAUAAGUGCAAUCAAAACAGUCGUGGAAGUGACAGUACACGAGCCAUGGAUUCGAAAAGCCCGAUUACGACACACGAAUGGCAUAUACCGCGGCCGACGCUAUCAAGCAAUAAUGGCAGCAUUAGCGACGCGCGCUCCCGCGGCGGCUCCGCCUCCAGCCAAGGCUCGGCGAGUAAUCACAGCACGCACAGCGUGUCUUCAGGGUCGUUGCUACUGAGUGCCGCCCAUUUAGCGCGCCUGAACGGUAGGAAUACACCACAAGACGAAUGCGCGGGUUGUCGAGCGAACAUGGGAAGGAAAACCACCACGAGCACUGCCGUGGUGUCGAUACCAGAGGAGUCACGUGACCCCACCGACACGUAUUGGACUGACGUCAAACGUGGAUCAGUGGCGGGACAGGACGCUGCGUCAGUAGCCAGCUCGACCCAUUUCACAGUCGUCAAUGGGUUCACGAAGCACCGACCCACCAAAGAGCCGAAGUCGUGCUGCUGCGACCAUUCACAUCAAAUAACUGUGCUAGUUAUAUCGAUGACUAUCUUGUUCUCGGCGUGCAUACUUGCGGCUAUAUGCUUCGUUGAAAUGCGAAUGCGCAGUGAGACCGGAAUGUACAAAUACUCCUAAGAAGAUGGAAUAUUGAAGAUUAAAGACGAACACGACUUUUAUACUUGCAAGUACAAAGAAUGAAGCAAUUAUUAUCGAAGAAGAUAUUAUUAUUUAUUAAUAUUAAUAGAUAUGAUUUGUGAUUUCACCCGCGUAAUACCCGUCUCUAUGAGUAGUCAUCGACAUAAAAACCUAUGUUUUUCCAGAUUAAAAUCUAUCUCGAAAAUUCAUUAGUUAAAAUCGGUUCAUUAGUUUUAUGGGAACAAAAAACGUGACACAUUUUUUUUAGAUCAAAAUGUCCUAUCUAUAAAAGCUAAACACAAGUACGAAGCUUUUUAUUUAAGAAACCAAGAACGGAAACUUAAAAAAAAAAAUAACUCUAAAAACCAGACUUUAAAAUUAAAUAAUUAACUUAAAAUUAAAAAAAAUAGGCCAGUGAAUAAAAUUUUUAAAGUUUGUUUAAAACUGAAUUAUAACACAUAUUUUAGAAAAUAACGCAAGAACACAUACAUAUUAUUUGAAACCAAUAAACCAGAAAUGGAUGAGUUAGAAAAUACUAAAUAUCUACAAAGUUAUUUUUAAAGAAUGUUUAAAACUGAGAAUUAAUGCAUUUAGAAAAUAACGCAAGAACACAAUACAUAGUUAAAAUCACUCUACCAGAAAUGCAUGAUUAUGAAAAAACUAAAUAUCUACAUUAUGUUAUUUUUUGCAUAAUAACUAUUGAAAUAUAAAUUAGUUCCUUAGUUAAAUCUUUUGAGGUAAAGAGAAUGGUAUGAGAUUUUUUUAAAUCUUGAAAAAUCUAAUAGUACCAUCCACCUCACUACUCCAUAAAUAACUAUGAUAUUAUUAAUCUACAUUAUUAAUAUUGUUAUAUAAGAGAUAUAUAGAUUAUGUAUAAAGUAAGAAACACUUUAUAGUGAAUAUUUGCCAUAAUACGACAGUAGGGCGACGAAUUGCUUGAUAGUGUGAUAGUGAGCUGAUCUGGUUAAAUAGAGUAUAUUGAAUAAGUGCAAUAUAAUAUUAUAUGUUUUUCAUAUCAAGUUAUAGGAUAAUGUAGUAAAAUUUACAUUAAGAUUAUUAGACUUAGUUAUUCAUUAUUUAUUUUAGUGUUCUAUUUAAUAAAAAAUAUUAAUAAUAAAAACUG